This is a messenger RNA of Hydra vulgaris (swiftwater hydra), 501 nucleotides long. RefSeq names its product ATP synthase subunit g, mitochondrial. NCBI's taxonomy places the organism in Eukaryota, Metazoa, Cnidaria, Hydrozoa, Anthoathecata, Hydridae. The record is from RefSeq and is a predicted model, not a curated record. Gene Ontology annotation, molecular function: proton transmembrane transporter activity. Gene Ontology annotation, biological process: proton motive force-driven ATP synthesis.
AUUAUAUGGGUGCCGUAAUAAACGAUUUGAACAGGCGGGCGUACGGAGUCCUUUAGGUGUUUAUGCCCGUAGUUCGUAAUCAAAAUGGCACAAAAAGCUAUCCAAAUGGUUCAAUCAGCUUCUCCUGAAAUUUUAAUAAGAGUUGGAAAAAGGGGUGUCAAUGCCGUUACAAAGUUUGGUAGAGUUAUGCAACCGAGACUAAGUAACUUUGCAAAGAACGCGAGUGUUGAGUGUGCACCCCCUACGCCUUCAGAGUUUUUUCAACAAUUAACAGUUCUUCGAAACGAUUUAAUAAGUGGGAAGAGCUUUCAACGACUUAAAGAUAUGUCUGUAAAUGAAGCUACAGCAAAAGGCCUUGUUCUAUUGGAAUGUGCUUUUUGGGGUGUUAUUGGUGAAAUGAUAGGCCGUAGAUCUAUUGUUGGAUACAAUCCCACUCUAUGAUAUCAAAUUAGUUAAAUACCUAAUAAUGUAGCAAUUGUAUCUAUUUUGCAAUUUAUAUCA